This is a messenger RNA of Drosophila bipectinata, 815 nucleotides long. RefSeq lists its product as uncharacterized. Lineage: Eukaryota; Metazoa; Arthropoda; Insecta; Diptera; Drosophilidae. The record is from RefSeq and is a predicted model, not a curated record.
GGGAGAGGGGCGCUUACCAUAUGACAACAAUGGAUGAAUAUAAUUCGAUUGAAAUACUUUCUGACGACGAGGAUUUGCCAAGCGAUUCUGAUGAAGCCGAGGACAUGGAUCCAAGUCGUUGUGUAACACCACUGUCGACCGCUAAGGCAGAAAUCACCCCUAAAUCCAGAAAAACUCUACUUAAUAACGAUCAAGUACAAUCAGGAAGUACAAUCAAUCUUAUGGGCCCGGACUCUUCGUUUUCGCCAGCUUCCUCUGACAAAACGGCCAGCUCCUCCAGCACAGCAGUAGAUAACCGGUCCGGACGCCACCGAGCCAGGAAGAGCCAGCAUCAGACAUUGCGGAUGAGUCCCACCGACUGUCAGUUCGAGACAGAAGGCGCACCGCCGCCAACCAAGCAGCUGGUGCUUGAAAAGGAUUCUGCUGCAUCGUCAAAAGGAAAAACAAAUCAGUUCUUCGCCAAUUUUGUAAACAGCGCCGAAAUGCAGGAUCUAAUCAAAACUAUUGCCAAUGAGCGGGUGCGCUGCAACUUUCUAUUGGCUACAUAUCAACUACCUGACAUGAAUUUUGCUCUUAAUACAAGUAUGAAUACACUCCGAUUCCAGUUGAAAGAACGCCUCAAGCAGCGCCAGGACAGAGCUAAGGUCAGUCCAUGUCCUACAGCAGCAGCAACCUCUGCCGCUUCAAAGACCAACAUGAAAGGUAUUGUUCGAGCUCGACAGCCCCAAUAGUAAUUUAAGUUAUGUAAGACAUAGAUAAAAAUGAAAUGUAGUAAAUAUUUGGUAAGUUUAAAUAAAUUAAACAAGAAAAAGCAA